Molecule: messenger RNA, 4748 nt
Organism: Colossoma macropomum (tambaqui)
Lineage: Eukaryota; Metazoa; Chordata; Actinopteri; Characiformes; Serrasalmidae
Exons: 10
Coding region: 214-1752 (512 amino acids)
Biological process (GO): transmembrane transport
Cellular component (GO): membrane
Molecular function (GO): transmembrane transporter activity
Source: RefSeq, a predicted model, not a curated record
CGCUCGUCCUCUCCCUCUGCCUCACUCUGUCUCUCUCGCUCUGCAGGUGUGAGAAGGAUCCCACACUCUUUCCUCCCUCUCUCUCACUGUCUCUCUGUGUCUCUCUCUCUCUCUCUCUCUCCCUCUCUCCCUCUCUCUCUCUCUCUCCCCCUCUCUCUCUAGCUCUGAGCUGGUGUCUGUUCUGAGUGUCUCUGCGGGGGUUAAAGACUCAGGAUGAACUUUGACGACGUGCUGGUCCGGAUCGGGGGGUUCGGACGUUUCCAGAAGGUUCUGUAUGUGUGGAUCUGUCUGCCGCAGAUCUUCCUGGCCUUCCACAUGCUGGUGUCCGUGUUCACUGGAGCCGUGCCGCCUCACCUGUGCCGUGACUCCCGCCCUGGCGCGCUCAGCUUCAACUUCACCCUCAGCCCGAGCGUGCAGGAGUCCUGCCCCCUGGAGCCCACCAACGGCAGCCUGAGCCCCCACAGCGCCACCUGCAGGGACGGCUGGGAGUUCAGCAAGGACGUCUUCCUCAGCACCGUCGCCACAGAGUUCGGUCUGGUCUGUGAGAACGCCACUCUGAACAACAUCGGCUCCUCUGUAUACAUGUUUGGGCUGCUAGUUGGUGCUGUGCUGUUCGGAGCCUUUGCUGACAGGUUUGGCCGUAGGGUGAUCAUCCUGGUGGCUCUGGCUCUGCAGGCUGUGUUUGGCGUCGGUGCUGCAUUCGCUCCCAACUUCUACAUCUACGUGCUGCUGCGCUUUGUGGUGGGAACGACAAUUUCAGGAGUCAUCAUGAACGCCUUCGUACUGGGUACGGAGUGGACGGGUCCUCGGCACAGGAUGCUGGCAGGUGUUAUAACGGACUAUUUCUUCGGCGUGGGCUACAUCCUGCUGGCUGGACUGGCGUAUCUGAUCCGGGACUGGCGUCACCUCCAGCUCGCCAUCUCCGCCCCCGGCUUCAUCUUCAUCUUCUACAUCUGGGUUCUCCCGAGGUCGGCGCGCUGGCUGAUGGCGAACGGCAGGCAGGAGGAGGCGAUGCAGCUGAUCCAUAAAGCUGCACUGAUGAACGGAAAACCUCUCAAAGAAAGCGACCUGGAGCUCCAGCAGAGCUGCAAACUGGAGCAGAAGCUGCAGAGGAAGCACUCGGUGGUGGACCUGCUGAGAACCCCGCAGAUGAGGAAACAGUCGCUCAUCCUCUUCUAUGUGUGGUUCGUGAACGUGCUGGUCUACUACGGUCUGUCCCUGAACGUGUCCGACUUCGGGAUGAACAUCUACCUGACCCAGCUGAUCUUCGGGCUGGUGGAGAUGCCGGCGCGCACCAUCACGCUCUUCACCCUCAACCGCUCCCGCAAGAUCUCUCAGCUCUCCUUCCUCGCCGUGGGGGGGCUCGCCUGCCUCCUCACCAUCUUCAUCCCCCCAGAGCUGCCUGUGGUUCGCACUGUCCUCGCCAUGUUCGGGAAGUUCGGGAUCACAGCGUCUCUGUCCAUCGUCUACAUCUACUCAGCAGAGGUUUUCCCCACAGUUAUCAGGCAGAGUGGUAUCGGUAUGAGCUCUAUGUGUGCUCGUGCUGGUGGUGUGAUUGCACCCAUCAUCUACCUCCUGAGGCGGGUCAACCUGCACGCUCCCAUGGUGGUUUUCGGCCUAUGUCCACUAGUGGGCGCUGUGCUGACCGCUCUUCUGCCAGAGACGGCCCACAAACCCCUGCCAGACACCAUCGAGGACGUGGAGGGGACCAGGAACAACGCAGAGAGGAAGAAGACUCAGGAGCUCCUGUAGGACCUAAACGCUGAUGACAUCAUCAAGCCCGUGGGGCGUGGACGCCGCGUGUGUCUGACGGACAGCGUUCAGACGGAAGUGUGUUACAGUGUCGCACUGGCGCUGUCCUGCCGGGUACUGGACUCAAUAACUCUCUCACUCCUAAAGGGUCCGUGUUCCACACUUAUAUAUUCUGUCUUCUCUCUGAGCUCCACGGUGAUGUUUGUGUGGUUUUUCAGACUGUUUCCCAAAAUCUCUCUUCCUCCCCUACAACAGGGCCCCCAGUCCCCGUUCUGGGGCCGGGCGCACCAGCAGGUCUUAACUAAGACGGUCUUAACUGCUAAGUUGGUCGCAGCUAAAACCAGUUUUCAGAGCGGAUUUUUACGCCCACUGCACCAGCAAAAGUUACGCCGAGGCUGUAAGACUGCCUUACUGCCUUACUUUUUCAGUGAAGUGAGACAGAAGACACACAAAACCGCCCUAAAGCCUCAGAAAGCCUUAUAAAGUCCCGACAGAUUGGAACAGACUGGGCGUCUCACACUAUCACACUGCUGUUUGGAGAUGAUUUGGGGUGAAUAAAAUAUUAUAUUGUCGGUAAUUUGAUCGUCCACUUUAGAUGCUUUGUAGAUAAUUAGUUUACUUUCAAAUUACAUUCAACAAAAUAUCGACUAAACUGACCAUAAUGUUCUUUAACUCUAAACCUGCUCUAAUCCUGACCUUAACCUCAACCCUAAACCCAACCCUCACCCGGCUCCCACUUUUAAUGUAAGUCAGUGUAAACAGACUUCUUACCAAGCAACUCUGGUUCGUUUCUUUUGGUCCAUUCAUGAAAUUUAGCAGGUUUUUUUCAGAUUAUGCCAAAAACAUGGAAAUACAAGGUUUAGUUAUGACAGCUGUAAAGAUGUGUUGUUUAUUUCUGACCAUAAACAUGAUCCUCAUUCAUGAGUUCUUAAGAAAGGUCCUGAGAACCGACAUGACGUGUUCUUAAAGCGCAGAACGGUUCUCUCCUUCGUGCUCUUGAGUGUGUGUAGGUUCUGUUCUUACCUGAGAACAAACCCCACAUAAGAAACACUGGUGAGUCAGGGUCUUCGUCAGAACUGCGUAAGUGGGUUUAAGAAGAAACGGUCAGUGAACGAGGACCAAUGAUUCCAAAACGGAGUUAGUUUCCAUGUACAGCGCUGUUCGUACUGAGGAGUGGACGGUACGUUAAAGUGGAGCUUUAACAAUGUUUACAAACUACGCCAAAGUGAGAGGUUCAUGUUUCUGUGCUACCAGACCUUUAACGCUUGGACACUGCUGGACAAACGCUGCCCCGCCUCACUGACAGGACUGAUUCACCAGCUGCUGUGUUUUAAUCCAGACUGACUUUAUUAUAUUUACUCAGCGGCUGCUGUGAUUCAGAGUGAUGUGGAAGAUUUUCUGUUAAAGUGACCAUAAAGUGCUGAGACUUCAGUGUUCAUAAAGCCGUGGCGUCGUUGUUGACCCCUGACUGACGGUCAGAGCUGUGAUUAACGUUCUUCGUGUGUUAAUGUGUGUUUUUACGGCUGCUGUUCUGAGUUUCUCAUGGUUAUUCUGUGUUUAGAGUGUUUCAGAGUCUCAGUCUGGUCAGUUUUCUGUCUGAAUCAGGGCCUCAAUUCACUGUGAAGGUAAACACAGUGAAUCUGAUUGGUGGGCUUUAAUGGGCAAAUCUGUGACCUCACAACCGCUCAGUUCAGGAAACCAUUCAGUGUCUCAGGAAAUCUCACUGGUCACUAUGAUUCAGUCUGAUUGACUCGAUUUUGGGCUGAUUCUGAUUCUGUUGGUGGAAUAUAAACAAACAUUUGUUUUUAGUAUUUUUAUGUUAAAAAAAAUUAGAAUUGGAAUUUUAAUUUGGCCAAAAAUAACUUCAAAUACUUUAUACUCACACUCAACUGAGUAUUAGUACAAUAUCUCUUUAUAAUUGAACGGUUUCGCUUUAAAAUUCUGUUUAUCUGUUAUUUGUAUGAUAUACAUAUUUUAUACAUGAUGGAAAAAGAAAAUUCUCAAAAAAUGGUCUUUAAUGAUAAUUAAUUCAUUAUAGUGGGACUGUAGAAUGUAAAUUAAAUGCAUUAAAUUCACUUCAUAAUGACUAAUUAUGCAAUUACACAAAUAUACACAUUGAAAUAGUUGUUAUACAAAUUUAAUGUACAUGAAUUCAGAACAACUAGCCUCAUAAAACACUUUGAAAGUAAAAUUUUAUUUUGGCCUGUAAAGGACUGUAGUGUUACCAGUUUAACUUUCAGACUGAUACGCUUUUACAUUUUCACUGGACCAUCAAUCAAAAGGUGGUACAGCUGUACUUAAGCAGCCGGUAUCUUAUGUUUUUCUUCUGUUUCUGUGUGACUUUUAUCAUCACUCAUUUCUACAUGACUUUUCCAGCCUCUCUUUAUCCCUUAGAAUCAAACAGACCGUUUCAGUUACUGUGCCUUUAAGACGGAUGUAUGUAAAUGAGCUCUGUUCUGAUUGGUUGGCUUGUAUGUGCUUCAUUUAAAAAGCAGUCCAGGCUGAAACACUCCUUAUAACCUCAGCGUGAAUGGGCGGGGCUAAACUACUGUAGGCUGAAUAGGUGGAUGUGUGUAAAUAUGUUGGUUUUGUGACGUCACAGACCCAGUUCAGAACAGGCUAUAUAGUUCCUGUAUAGGCUGUACAGACAGUUUAGGGUCUAUAUCAAAGUAUUUGUUUGCCAAGCAGUGAUGAAGGUUCAGUUUUCUGUGAAAUGGGCCCUUUAAAAUGGAACCGUCAGUUCACAGCUGACUGCUGCCCCCUGCUGGAGAAGCACGUGCUGGAAUAUCACAGGGCUGAUUCACUACACGUCUGUAUCUGACCUGCGCUCAGUGUUUAUAUCUCUGACUGUUUUAAUUAUUACAGUCUUUAAAAACAGUGAAAUUAUUUGAGUGUUUGUUUCUGUGAACUUGAAUAAAAAUAAAUCUUGUAAAUUUGUUGACAGUUUUAUUCUGCAGUGAUGUGUUUUUAUAAUAAAUUCUGUUUUUCUACCACAA